This is a messenger RNA of Psylliodes chrysocephalus, 2080 nucleotides long. NCBI's taxonomy places the organism in Eukaryota, Metazoa, Arthropoda, Insecta, Coleoptera, Chrysomelidae. The record is from the annotation of a GenBank genome assembly.
GUUAAAAAAAGAUAUAGAAAACAAGUUUUUUAAAAUAAUUAUCAGCGUACCUACUACAAUUUUGAAGAAAGGUUAUAUACCUAUUUGGCCAGACAUGAUACGAGACUUUCAAUUGAUAUUUGGAUGAAUAAUUAUGGGUGCGAAUUAUAAAUUACUGUUUCUGAUUUUAUCGAUAAUAAAUAUUAGUAGUGGACAAGAAACUUUAGAAUAUUACAAAAAAUUAAUCAACGAUGGUUUACAGAGUGCUCAGAAUUAUCAGUUGCAUACUGAUGCGAGAAUGUAUCAUGGAGAUAAUGUGGAUAUGAUAAAAGAAUAUGGACGGUACGACUUUGUCAUAAUUGGAGGUGGAACUAGUGGAUCCGUAGUUGCAAGUCGACUUUCUGAAAUGAACUUUCAAGUAUUACUUCUAGAAGCCGGCUAUUUUUCCAACGAUACUUUCGAACAAUUUUUAAGAUUCGCAAAACCUUUUCAUAUGUAUUCUGAUUUAAAUUGGGGCUACAAAACCGUUCCUCAAAAAACAGGAUGUCUAGGUCUUAUUAAUGAAUCCUGCUUGGUACCGCGCGGCAAAGGAGUAGGAGGCAACACCCUAAUAAACGACGCUAUCUACAGUAGAGGCCAUCCGCAAAAUUUCAACCUAUGGUCGAAAAUAACAGGAGACGUAAGCUGGUCCUACCCAAAAAUCCUACAAUACUUCAAAAAAUCCGAAAACUUUCAUAGCACCAACGAAAAAGCCGAAGCAAUGUUGUCGUACCAUGGUACCGAAGGUGAACUUAAUGUUCAACAUAGAGUACCAGAUUUCUACCUUACCGACACCUUUUUAGAAGCAAAUAAAGAAUUAGGAUAUGAUAUAACCGACAUGAACAGGCCUAAUCAAAUCGGACCAUCAAUUUAUCAGUACUACUCCACCAAAGAAGGUCGCAGAGAAGAUUUUGGUACGGUUUUUCUAAAACCUAAUUUGGAUAAACCGAAUUUGAAGGUACUAACUGGAAGUUAUGUUACUAAUAUAGUAGUUAAUAAGCAAACUAAGCGAGCUCACAGCGUUAUUUUUACUAAUUCUGGUAGUACCUACAGAGUAAAAACUGAUAUAGAAAUUAUACUAUCAGCAGGCGUGAUAUCUACUCCUCAAAUUUUAAUGCUGUCUGGUAUUGGACCUAAGAAACACCUUCAAGAUAUGGGUAUAGAUUUAAUACAAGAUCUAAAUGUUGGUAGUACCCUACGCGACCAACCUUUUGUAGAUCUGAGGUUUUCUUCUAAUGUUAAAAUACCUGCCGAAAGCUUAGAUGAUCAAAUAAAAGACUACUUAAAAGGUGUGGGUACUCUCACAGCUCCAACGGUAAACCAAGGUGUAGGUUUCUAUAAUAUUAACACGCCCCCUGGCAAAAAGCCCAACCUUGAAGUAUUUUCUGAUAUUAUUGAGUACUCAGAUGUUGAGAAAAAACUUAUGGGUUACAAGCCUGAAAUUUACGAUGCCCUAUGGGGUUCUAAUAACACCCAUAUAUCUUUUGUCAUAGAAAAUAUUUUACCAAACUCCGCAGGUACUGUAAGACUGAAGAGCAAUAAUCCCUAUGAGUACCCUUUGAUAGAUCUUAACUUACUUUCUGAUCCGAACGAUACCGAUAUCGAGGUGCUCUAUCAAGGUAUACAGUUGAUUUUAAGCAUGAGUGAGACCCAAGCCUACCAGAAGUUAGAUCUGAAGUAUCUAUCGAAACCACUACCGCCUUGUAAAUCUUUUGAGUUCAGAUCUAAGGAAUAUUGGUACUGUUUCAUUCGACAGACAGCACAAACUGCUUUCCACCCAGUGGGUACUUGUCCGAUGGGUGCCAGCAAGGAAAAUGGUGCUGUGGUUGAUUCUAAACUUAAAGUUUUUGGAAUCGACGGUUUGAGAGUUAUUGAUGCUUCGGUUUUCCCUACUCAAGUUUCUGGCCAUCCUGAUGUUGCUGCGCUUAUGAUUGCCGAGAAAAUGUCGGACGUUUUGAAGUUUGAAUAUUUUAGUAAGAUACCCGAUGAAGAGGUGACGAGUUCUUAGACGACUAGUGUUUUAUAUAUUGAUUUUUUUUUAUAUCUUUUUAAUUAGAAAUUA